Messenger RNA from Cladophialophora yegresii CBS 114405, 837 nucleotides. RefSeq lists its product as uncharacterized. Bases 1 to 837 code for a protein of 278 amino acids. Gene Ontology annotation, cellular component: membrane. The record is from RefSeq and is a predicted model, not a curated record. The transcript has 2 exons. Lineage: Eukaryota; Fungi; Ascomycota; Eurotiomycetes; Chaetothyriales; Herpotrichiellaceae.
AUGGCGAAGGUCGACAACUUUUACAAGCACUAUGUCCCCUCCGUCCCGGCAGCGAUCGCCGCCGGACUCAUCUUCGCGAUCUUGACAAUAGCGCAUCUUGCAAUGAUGGUCAAGUCGACUCCGAGGCGGAAAUUCACCAUAGCAUUUAUGAUUGGGGGCACCUGUGAAGUCAUCGGCUUUUUCACUCGAGCAGCAUCCCACUACCACGUCGACAGCCUAGCCUUGUACCUUGUCCAGGUGCUCCUCAUUGUAUUGUCGCCAAUCCUUCUCGCGGCUUCGGUCUACAUGUUCCUCGGUCGCUUGAUUACUGCCGCAGAUGGAGAACGAUACGCGCCCAUAAAGAGAAAGUGGAUGUCAAAAGUCUUCCUAUUAGGCGACUGGCUCUGCCUGCAGGUCCAAUCGAGCGGUGUGUCGUGGUUAGGGAAUGCCAAAUCCGUAUCUGCAAUCCAGGGUGCGCGAGAUGUUGUCCUGGCGGGACUAGCUCUGCAGAUCGUGUUCUUCAUAUUCUUCUUGUCCGUUGCAGGAACGUGGCAAGCCCGGGUUCGUCAUCUUGCCCUCUGGCAACGGUGCAAGGAGUCGGGUCUACCCUUGGGUCGGAUUCUGUUGUCCUUGUACCUGAUUGGAAUCAUCAUGGUCGCUCGCAACACCUAUCGCCUGGCGGAAUACGCGCAAGGCGAGGAUGGAUAUCUGAACUCAUAUGAGUGGCCGAUGUAUUGUUUCGAUGCGAUCCUGAUGGCGGCUGUCAUGGCAAUUGCGCUGUUCUGGUAUACCAUUGAGCUGCAACCGAAGGAUACGCAGCAAGCCCUCCAGCUCCGGCGAACCAGCACCCUUUCUUGA